Molecule: messenger RNA, 2403 nt
Organism: Daldinia decipiens
Lineage: Eukaryota; Fungi; Ascomycota; Sordariomycetes; Xylariales; Hypoxylaceae
Exons: 2
Coding region: 612-2387 (591 amino acids)
Source: RefSeq, a predicted model, not a curated record
UCCAUGUAUAUACAUAGCAGGAUCCAUGUAAUAAUGAUGGGACUACCUUAGGUACCUACAUAGGUAAUGAUGGAUGUGGGACUGGAAAGAGCCAUGAGCUUGCUCAAGGAUCCCCUAACUUAAAUUUACCUAACCUGCCUCUUAGAAGCAGCUAAGCAACACUUAACCUAGUAAAGUAGUAUCCCGCAAACUGCCUAAGCCACCUCAACCUUUCGCCCUUCUUUGCCCUUUUUGCCCAUGCGAAGGAUUAUCUCUUACCAUAGCAGCUUAGGUACCGCGUAUAUUGCACCAACGAAGUCUCAUGCAUUCGAAUAGCGGAAAAUAAUUAUUAACUGCCUGAACUGUCGCCAUCUUUUCUCUCGCCCCUCCCUUUUUCUUCAUACCCUAGUCUAUCGUUUUUAAUUUCUUUUCCAUAAUAUGACCCUUUCGUCAACAUCAUUGUCGCCGCGGUCGUUGUUGUGGACUUGACAUCGAUAGAAACGUCUAUAUGCGUCGGCGUUAAGUAUCCUACCGCAUCUACAUAACGGUGUAGACUUAUAGGAACAUUUUAUCUUGGCAAUACGAACAUCUUGGUAUUCUCGAGCGCGUUUCGCACGGGUCGCAAAAUCAAAAUGAAGCAACGAGAAGAGGAUGUCGAGUCGCACGCUCAGCUGCUUUCCAAGGAGACUCAGUCGCCAUCGAGCGAAGAAUUCGAUUACGACGAACCCGGAAACAUCCACCAAAAUCAGUCAUCUCGCCGCAGACGUCGGAUAGAACAGAAUCCUUUAUGGCGCCGUAUCCAGUCGUUCACGUUACCUCUCUGGGCGCCUUGUCGCAAAUUCAGCCCUAAAUACUACAUCUUCGCCAUUGUCAUCUCUUUGCUCAUCACGCUGUUCAUCUUCAACCCCUAUUCCCCUACAAUACCUACCCAACACCAGACAGACGUAGACGUGUCUCCCGGAACGCCAACGAGUAGUGCCGUAUCUAGCGCCGUAUCCAGCGUCGUACCUAGUGUCGUGUCCUCCGUCGUAUCCUCCACGAAAGUCGCAAAGCCAGUCGCAAAGCCCACCGAGAGUCCGAUAUCUGCAUACAAACCACCAAAGCUCGAGGCCAACGACAAGUAUUGCACCACGUGGCCCGUAGGCGAAGAUGGCCAGUACGAACCCAAGGGAGCCAGCCGAACCGACAAGAUUAAGAUAGAUAGCAUUGCUCCUAAAGGCGGGUGGAAAAAACCCGCUGGCAUCAAGAUCAUCGGUAUGGUCUUUUAUGGCCGUAAGAGAUAUGUGGACGUCUUGGAUUGUUACCUCCAGCAGAAUCUGGCAUCGAACGGUGGCUACUUUGACGAGGUGUGGUUUAUGGCCCACACCAAGGAAAAAGACGACGUUACCUGGAUAGAAGAUCUCGUCAAGAAGACUCCCGGUUAUAAGAUUGUGGGCAAGGGGAAAUGUGAAGGCGAAAAGUAUAAGUGCAUGUGGACUUAUGCCGUCGAGGAUAAAACUAUAUAUGUCAAAAUAGAUGACGACAUUGUUUAUAUCCAUCCCGACGCCAUCCCUCAACUCGUCCAUACCCGCAUUGCCCUACGUCACCCGUAUGCCAUCUCGUCAAAUCUGGUUAACAGUCCCGUCACGGGAAUGGAACAAUACCACUACGGUGCGAUCCAUCCCUUCCUCCCGGAUCCGAGCAGCAAGCCUUCGUUCCACGCUGCGGAGACGUGGCGCACUUCCGAGAAGAAGAAAUACCCUAAGGACCAGCUGGUGGGAGAAUACAAUGUCAUGGACAUGGAACCGUCGUAUCGCGGCCACCCUUGGCUCCUUAUAUCCGACGAUCACUAUGACCUACUGAAGACACCUAUGGGCAAAUACGACCAGCACCGCGGUUCCGACCCAAUCGCAUUCGGUUUGGCCUGGAAGUCGUGGGGUAUCGGCGCGCAGCAGCAAUAUUCUCUCUUAUACAAUCUUGAGCAGAAUAAGAUGCAACGCUAUUUCUUCGGCCGAAAUAUUCGAUACCCAGAAAAUGCUUUGGGACCCAAUGCUUCCGCGGUGGUCUUCCCUAACGAGGAUGGCCCCGGCGGCGAGCAGACAUAUGAUACCGGGUACAACCGAUACAACUUGAACUUCUGCGCCGUAUGGGGUUCCGAUAUCAGAGAUCAAUUACCCAUUGCCGACGAUGACGAGCAAGAUAUCACCGCAGAUAUCCCUAGGCGCAUUGGACGGCCAUUCGUCAUCGACACCCGCUCCGUAGUAGGCCACUUCAGCUUCUUUACCCAAAAAGAUGGCAUCAAUAAGAGUGACCUUCUGGAUCGAUGGCGGGCAUUCGCGAACGAAGCGGUCUGUACGGCAAAAAACCAGAAGAAGCCAUGGGAUCUGAUGUGCCCGAACUUCAAAGCCGAGGGCGGUAUGGGACGGUAGUAGAAGGUUCGACGAG